This is a messenger RNA of Aethina tumida (small hive beetle), 5653 nucleotides long. RefSeq names its product protein phosphatase Slingshot (gene ssh). The transcript is spliced from 9 exons. The record is from RefSeq and is a predicted model, not a curated record. NCBI's taxonomy places the organism in Eukaryota, Metazoa, Arthropoda, Insecta, Coleoptera, Nitidulidae. Gene Ontology annotation, cellular component: cytoplasm. Gene Ontology annotation, molecular function: protein tyrosine/serine/threonine phosphatase activity; actin binding. Bases 216 to 3791 code for a protein of 1191 amino acids. Gene Ontology annotation, biological process: negative regulation of actin filament polymerization; protein dephosphorylation; actin cytoskeleton organization.
CACAUCCGAUGCACUCGCGCUCCGAGCCAGUUUGAAACCGUGUUUCUUGGUGGGAGGGUGUUUUUGUUGCUCUGCCCACCCGGAUUCCUCGUGCUUUGUUGCAAUCAAAGUUGCGGCGAAAAUUGUUGACACGAACGCGUCCGGUUCGAACAUGUAGAGUGCAUUUGGACUGUUCGGCGGGUUGAAACUGUGCGUUGGUUUUUGACGGUGCGACGAUGUUGUACAUUUUGCCGCCGCUGACCACUCAGAACCCCCCAAACUGGAACAGCAUUUUAUGCCAGAACGAAAGCAGGAAUGGUAACCGGGAAGGGAACGGCAACAACUGGAACGAGACCAAGACCAAGCCGCCCAGGAUUCGGCUGCGAAACUUGCAGAUCAUAAAGCUGGAAGAUGAAAUAAGCAACACACAAGAUGACACCGACAGCAACAGAAAUCCCAAAAGCCUCAGCGAAUGUUACUUCGCGGGCAAGGGCACCGCGUUGGUGCUUCCCGACGCGUCGGAGGCCCAAAAGGCCCCGAAUGGGGUCAACAUCAACGGCAGCCGCUUCGGCCAAACGAACAGCACAACCGGUACCAGCAGCAACAUCCAGAAGCACCUACAGUCCAUGUUCUACCUCCUUGAACCGCAGGAAACGCUCAAAAUGGCUGUUAAACUGGAGAGCGUGCAUCCCUCCAGGACCAGGUAUCUGGUGGUGGUGUCGAGGUCGGAGAGUCGGGGCGAAGAGUCAUGUCUGUUGGGCAUCGAUUGCAACGAAAAGACCACGGUGGGUCUGGUGCUCAGGGUUUUGGCCAACACCAGGAUCACACUGGAUGGAGAUGGGGGCUUCAGCGUCACAGUCGGAGAUCGCCACCACAUAUUCAAACCAGUAUCCGUACAAGCGAUGUGGUCCGCAUUGCAAACGUUGCACAAAGUGAGCGCCAAAGCGCGCGAGCAGAACUACUUUCAGGGCGGCAUGACGCACGGUUGGGCCGACUACUACGAGCGGCGCAUAGAGUCGGACCGUUCCUGCCUCAACGAGUGGCACGCCAUGGACAAUCUCGAAUCGAAGCGGCCGCCCUCGCCCGACUCCAUCCGGACCAAACCAACGGCUCGCGAAGAGACCGAAAGCUACAUCAGGACCACGCUCAAGGAGAUCAUGAUGUCGGUGGAUCUCGAUGAAGUGACCAGCAAGGUGAUCCGUACGCGACUUGAGGAAGAGUUGGAUAUGGAUCUCGGGGAGUACAAGAGCUUCAUCGAUCAGGAAAUGUUGGUCAUUUUGGGACAGAUGGAUGCACCCACGGAGAUUUUUGAUCAUGUCUAUCUCGGAUCUGAGUGGAACGCUUCCAAUUACGAGGAAUUGCAAAAGAAUGGGGUUGGCCACAUUUUGAACGUGACCAGGGAAAUUGACAACUUUUUCCCGGGCACAUUCGACUACUUAAACGUUCGAGUCUACGACGACGAAAAAACUGACUUGCUUAAGCAUUGGGACGACACCUAUAAGUACAUCACCAAAGCAAAGGAGAACGGUUCCAAGGUGUUGGUGCACUGCAAGAUGGGCGUCAGUCGGUCGGCGUCUGUGGUGAUUGCUUACGCCAUGAAGGCUUACAAUUGGGACUUCGGCAAGGCGUUUGAGCACGUGAAGGAGAAGCGUACCUGCAUUAAGCCCAACAGCAGCUUCUUGAUACAGUUGGAGACGUAUCAGGGCAUGCUAGAUGCCAUGAAGAACAAAGAGAAGCUGCUGCGCUCUAAGUCGGAGACCAAUUUGAAGUCGCCCGCAGUUUGCACUAAGACUGACAAGAUCUCUCCUCAAGCUGUGCUAGGAACCGAACCGACCGUUUCCGUCGAGGCACUGUCGAAGUCAUUCAACAUGCAGACAACGGGCGAGGAUCUGAAACAGUUCGGAGAGAGGCCCAAGUCCUGGUCACCAGAUAACCUCGCCACAGACGAGCUGUUGCGUGGCACAAAGUCAUCUCCAGUUUUCUUAUCUCUAGAAAAUCUCAGCCAGAAAUCCUCAUCGAAGGAGUCGGUUAAGAGCCAACAGACUGAUGGGAAGGUGUCGAACGGUGCCUUCCCGCGUCACGUGUUAAUGCCCUGUGAUAACGGGGAAUCCUAUAGCGUUUCCCCGAACCAAAUAGUUCAUUUACCCGGCCAUCAUGAUCAGAGCCAAAUGACGGCGUCGGUCCGAGAGCGGGUUCACGCCAUGGACAAACGAUCGGACGUCAAAAAGAAGCUGAUAUUGAAUCUGUCGAAGAACGGUAACCAGCAAACGGACACAAACGGUUGUAACGAGCCCAACGUCCAGUUGAAGGGAGUGUCAGCGAUAAAGGAGACGUGGGACCCGGGGGAGGGAUGCACCCCGCUGCCAGAAGACAAUAAGAGCCCCAGUGACAGUACAAGUGACGCCUGUGAUAGUGUGUGUGAAAGUAGUCAGAACGGUACAACGUUAUGGACAAGUGCUGUGACCUUAAGCGAUAGUAGUAGUAUUAACAAAGUUCCUGAACAGCAGACCGUCAUACGGCACAAAGCCGCCGGCCUGCGUCGAGAUGGAGACGUCUUUUCAAACCAAGUGGAUAGGGCGUUCGAACGGGAGGAGAAACGUCAACAGCGAAUGUCAAUGUCCGUGUUACCGUCUUCGGUGCCGGAACUGUCGGCCGCCGGUGUCAGAGAGUGUCCGUCGCGUCAAAACUCCUGGGGUUCGUACGACAGCGCCGUGGUGUUGAGUUAUCAGAGCGAAAAUUCCGACGUGCUCAGCAGGCAGAGCUCGUGGGGCUCGGGCGAUACCAGAACGCAUCUUUCGCGUAACAGUAGCUGGGGCUCCUAUGACAUGAGGAAUCGCACGCAUCACGUUAAUGAUAGAGAUAAGGAAAGAGCUCCGGCGGAAGCCAUUAACCCGGUGUUCGUAUCAAACACCUGUGAAGACCGGACUGUUUCCAGUGCCAUAUCCGAUAAGAUCGACAUACCAAGCGGCAGCGACGAGCACAACAAGCAGCAACUACAGCACACGGACAAUAGCCGACUGUCAAUCAGUGCGCCCGAACCGUCCUCCAUGGAACUCGUAUCUCAGGAAUGUUCGUUGUCGCGAUCCGCGUCCAACGUGUCCGGCAUGGGAAAAAUGUCGAGGGACGCGUCCAGUUCUGUGGUCAGCACGGCCCAGUGCUCUUCCGUCAGACAGCAUCGAACAUUCCUGGAAAACCUGCACAAAGACGCGAAAAUUCAAACGCGAAAAAGUGACGAUCUUCUAGAAAAUUCGUCAGGAAAAGUGCGCAACUUGAAGAAAGAAUUCGAAGCAAAAUCGAGCACAAACAUCGAUGUGAACAGCGUCGGGAAUGCCGACACGACGACGGUGAUCAGCGAUUCCGUGAAAACAAAGAACCGCGUGAAUAGUUUACCAACAAGUCCUGUGAUCCAGACCAAGGAUGCGAAAGAAAGGUCGGAUGAAGAUUUAAAUUUUAAACACCUGAUUGGCUACUUCGAGAAUAAAGAGGAGCCAACGGUGAAUCUUCGACAAAAAGGAAAAGUGUUCGGCAGCCAGAAUCGAAACGCUCGUUACUCAUGCACCGAUAUAGGUGGCGAAAGGAGUGCGCAGAGCAAAACACCGCUUAUAUCCAACUUGAACAAAGCCAUCAACGACGGUGAAUACAAAAGGCCACCGAUUCCCGCCGUAAGGAAUGCUUCUCCCAAGUACGUGGUGGCGGCGACUGUGAUAGCUAGCGCUGCAGCAAAGAAGCAACAACAGUACGGCAAAAGCCAUCCAUUAGCCCGACUAAGCAUCAAACCCAGACACAACAAUCCCGUUUACAACACCAUGUAAUGCUCAAAUUACAUUCUAAGGCUGUGACUUCCUUAUACUAAACGGCGCAAGUCCAUGAGUUAGACCUCCUCUUACGUUUGUAAAGUGACAUUAAAUAAUUACAAAUAUUAAUUGUGCUGCCUAUUUUUUUUUCUAUACGACAUUACCAAAAUAAAAUUAAAUACAUUAAUAAACCAUUAUUAACUACAGUGCAUGAUUUUAACUCAUUUGUCUAAUUCCAAGUUACCUAACUAACGCUAUUGCGUUAAUUUAUAUUAGAGGAAAUCUACACUUAUUGGCCUUGUCCCGCAUACGUAUUUUUUAUUAUUUUACUCCACUCAGAUCUGACAAUAAUAAAAUUAUUUUCCCUAUAACUUUCAUAACACACCUUUUGAUUUGACUGGAGUAAACUACAGAGGAUAAGUUUUUUUAAUUUAGUAAUAAUUUAACUUCAGUCAAUCUUUUCGUUAAUAACAUUUUUAGAAAUAUUUCAUUUUCAUCUUUUAUUUAUUGUUUUAUAUAAAAAUACAUAUGUGACACAAAAAUCAAAUAAACUGCUCUAUUAUAUGAAUGCUCAUAAAUUAAAUAAUAACUGUUGAAAAAAUGACAAGUAUUUCGUAUUAGUAUUACAUUUUUAUGAUUGAACAAAUUUGUUAAAAUUGCACAAAAUUUAAUAAAAGCCAAUAAAAGAAAUGUAAUACUAUUAUGGAAGUUAGAUAUAUUUAGAAGUGUAUAGAAUCUCUCUGUUGCUGAUGUGUGUAAAUAUGAAGGAUUGGCUUCAUGCCUAAACUGAGAAAUAGUGCAAAGUAAAUUUAAGAAUAAAGUUAAAUUCGGCUUUUGUACAUACGCAAAAUGUAUUUUUUGAUCUUGUUACGAGUUAUAAAUUUUCCAUUUCGUAUAUUGGUUCAUGGUAUCUCCAAAUAACUCUAAUUUCUUAUUAAAAACAGCCAGUUUUUAAUGACAACUUAGAGUUUCAUUAUACAAAAUUAGCCUGAGCAAAUUACUUGACAUGUAAAUAUUUUCAAUCACCAGCAAAAAUGUGCAGUGGUAUCUUACAAUUAGUAACUUAAAUUAGAGUUAACACAUGUCAAGUAUACUUGGUUCAUAGUAUCUUGCUCCUACUGCCAAAUGUUGAUCUGUGGACCAUAAAAACAAUAAUCUAUAAAAUGUGUGCUGGAGAGAUUAUUUGUUCAACCUAUGUCUCCUUUUUCAACAUGUCAACAAACCAUCACUUCAAAGUCAGUUCUAACGAAGUAUAUCAAUGCAAUACAAAAAUCAAUACAAAUAAAAUCGUUGGAAUUGACUUCGGCUUCCAUCACGGUCUUUCUGUCGAAGCAAGUCGCGUAAAUCUUAAUUGAAUAGAUUCGGCUGUUACUAAAUCUAGUCUGUGUGUCGUUGAGGAAUGAAAAAACAGUUACUGCAGCCCAAGACACUCAUAAAAGAGUUGACGUUAUUUAAGAACCAAUUUUCAUAUAAUGCUUAACCCACCGAUCUCAUUCGAGUUAACUAAGGCAAAAGUAUAAUACGUUUAAGUAAAUAGUGCGAGAGAAAAUCAAAUGUUUAUGCUUACUUUUUGUUUCUUUUAUAUUUUUAAUUGUUGUGUUAUGAAAAUUGUUUCUUAUUCCCUAAAGAUUCAGUCUAUUUAUAUACAUGUUUGCAAUCGUGUACGUUACUUGUACAAUGUAUGCAGACUCUUGGAUAGUCUUUUUAUAAGAUCAUGUUAGAAUAGUACAUACAAUUACGUUAACAUGCUGUCUUUUUGCUUUUGUGUGUAUUUGUGUGAUAGUAAUUUUUGUACAAUAGAUGUAAAUUAUGAUGUAUUUGCUUAAAUGGAAAACUGUUCUCCUAUGUUUAAGAAAUAAUAAAGAAACGAUUGUUUGAAA